CGGGCAUGUUCAACAUUCCCAACGAAGAGGUCUUUGCCAUGUGCGUCGACUUUUGCAUCCAGGCCGAGGCUGCAGGAGGAGGCGAUGAUGGGCACACGACCGGACGCAAGCUCGACGUUGACGCGCUGGUGGCGGCAUCGCCUAAGGAACGGGCUGAGCGCCUUGCAGCGGCAUCGCCAGGCGCGCUAGCCGCAGUGGUGGCGGCUGCUAUCGACGCGCUGGAUCGCAAUCGCAUCAAUGCUGCGCGCAAGAUCCUGGCCGCAGAGGAGGACGCACGAGCGGCGGCGGUCGAUGAGACGGGCGAGCGUGCGGCGCUGGAGGCCCGGGCCCGGGCGGCCGAGUCGGCGGCAGCGACGGCGCGGCUGGCGGCGAGGGAGGCAGUAGAGGAGGCCGAAGCAAGCAACCGCCAGGUGCGGAAGCUAGUGCGUGACAUGCGGGAGAUGGCGGCGCAGGGUGUGGCGGCGCAGGCCCGCAUCGAUGCGCUGGAGGAGCAGGUCGGCAUCCUCGCUGCCGCCGCCCCGCCCUGGUUCCAGCUCCCGGCGUCGCCGUCGGCGCAGCGGGACGGCGCAUCAUCGUCACGGGUGGUGCGUCUCGAGUCGCCAAAGGCGGCUGGCACUGGCGGCGGCCCAACGCUUACGGACCACCUCAAUCACAAGCUCCUGGCGUCGAUGCUCGAGUCGGACGCGGCGGCGCGUUGGGGUCGAGACGACGAUGGCGAUGGCGACGGCGACGGCGACGGCGACGACAGUGACUCAUCAGACUGGGACCCAUGA
Thecamonas trahens ATCC 50062 is the source of this 773-nucleotide messenger RNA. RefSeq lists its product as uncharacterized. Bases 6 to 773 code for a protein of 255 amino acids. The record is from RefSeq and is a predicted model, not a curated record. The transcript is spliced from 2 exons. Lineage: Eukaryota; Apusomonadida; Apusomonadidae.